This is a messenger RNA of Anolis carolinensis (green anole), 6951 nucleotides long. RefSeq names its product RAS and EF-hand domain containing (gene rasef). NCBI's taxonomy places the organism in Eukaryota, Metazoa, Chordata, Lepidosauria, Squamata, Anolidae. Gene Ontology annotation, molecular function: GTPase activity; calcium ion binding; GTP binding. Gene Ontology annotation, cellular component: perinuclear region of cytoplasm; cytosol. Gene Ontology annotation, biological process: vesicle-mediated transport. The coding region runs from base 110 to 2263 and encodes 717 amino acids. The record is from RefSeq and is a predicted model, not a curated record. The transcript has 17 exons.
GCCAGAAGGCGGGGCGCCGAAGAGGCGGGCGGAGGCUCGAGGCUGCCUGCUGCCUCGACGGCGUUUCCCUCGUUCCUUCUUCCUUCUCUCUCUCUCUGUCUGGCCGGGGAUGGGCUCCCCCGAGGUGUCCCGUCUCCGCUCGCUCUUCCUGGCUUGCGACGUGAACGGCUCGGGCCGCAUCGAGCGCGACGACUUCGGCUCCUUGUGCGCCGAGCUGCGGGUCCGCCCCGAGGAGGCCGAGGCCAUCUUCCAGCGCCUGGACUCGGACCGCGACGGCGCCAUCACCUUCCAGGAGUUCGCCCAAGGCUUCCGCGGGGCCCUGCCUGCCUCCUCGCCCCUUCUCCCUCGUCGGAAAGGGGCCGGCAUGGAGGAGGAGGACGCUUCUUCCGAGGCCGCUGUGGCGCCCAGCCCGGCCUGGCGGGAUUUCGAGCUCCGGCUCGGGGAGGAAGCCGACUACAUCCCCAGACAAGAACAGGUCAGUGUUCUGUAUCAGAACAUCAAUAUCGUGGAACCAAGAUUAAUUCAACCGUAUGAGCAUGUUAUUAAGAACUUUAUUCGAGAGAUCAAGCUUCAGAGCACAGAGAUGGAAAACUUAGCCAUAGCUGUGAAAAGAGCACAAGACAAAGCAGCAAUGCAGCUUGGAGAACUAGAAGAAGAAAUGGACCAGCGGAUACAAGCCGCAGAGCAUAAAAUCAAGAAGGAGGAAAAACGGAAAGCAGAAGAGGCUUUGAAUGAUCUGAAGCGACAGUAUGAAGCAGAAGUUGGAGACCUCCAAGUGACGAUAAAAAAGCUAAAAAUGCUUGAAGAACAAUCUAGAAAUAUUAACCACAAAGAAGAUUUGGCAGCCUUAAAGACCAGGAUACAUGAUCUGACCAUGGAAAACCAGAAACUUAAAAAAGACCUUAUGGAAGCACAGACAAAUAUAGCGUUCCUUCAGAGUGAAUUAGAUACUUUGAAAAGUGACAUUGCAGAUCAUAGUUUGAGUUCUGAACGAGACCUAGACAUGAUCAGAGAGUACACAGAAGACAGAGAUAGUUUGGAAAGGCAGAUAAUGAUUUUACAAUCGGCUAAUAGGAAACUGCAUGACAGCAAUGAUGGUUUAAGAAGCGCAUUAGAGAAUAGUUGGAGCAUGUACAACAAAUCACUGCGUCUAACAAAUUCUUCACCAGGGAGCACACUUUCCAGAAGCAGUCCAAAACGCAGUGGCGGACAUUCUCCACAAAUCCCACAUUAUGACGGGUUAUCUCAUUCAUCAUAUGCCGAUGAAGACUAUGAUUCUCUAGCACUUUGUGAUCCUAUGCAGAGGAGAAACUGUGAGGUUGAUAGCCUUCCUGAAAGUUGCUUUGACAGUGGCUUGUCUACUUUGAGGGACUCAAAUGAAUAUGAUUCAGAAGUGGAACUGAAGCAUCCAAGAAUUUCUCAAAGGUCGCAGUGUCUUCAGGAAGGCUCAACUGGUGAUGCUUCUGAUACAGAUGUUCCAGAUAUCCGAGAUGAAGAGGUGUAUAGUCCUGAUGAAGUCAGUACAGUGUUGGAUUGGAAUCCUGACCAUCCAGUAAGUCGAAACAGUUCUGGAGCUUCAACAAGGAAAUGUAUCCCUGCCAUCUCUCCUCAGUCAGAUGCCACGGACAGCAGCUCCAGAUAUCCAAGCUCAGAGAAGGCUUACAAGAUAGUUCUUGCUGGGGAUGCUGCAGUUGGGAAAUCAAGUUUCCUGUUGAGGCUUUGCAAAAAUGAAUUCCGGGGAAACACCAGUGCAACUCUAGGAGUUGACUUUCAAAUGAAGAGGCUCAUCGUUGAUGGGGAACCAACAGUGUUACAACUGUGGGACACUGCAGGACAAGAGAGGUUCCGUAGUAUUGCUAAAUCGUACUUCAGAAGAGCAGAUGGGGUGCUUCUGCUGUAUGACGUUACCUGUGAAAAGAGUUUCCUUAAUGUACGAGAAUGGGUGGAUAUGAUUGCGGAUGCAACACAUGAAAACAUCCCAAUCAUGAUGGUGGGAAAUAAAGCUGAUCUCCGCCAGGUGGUUUCUGAAAAAGGACACAAAUGUGUACCGAUCAACUAUGGAGAAAAAUUGGCCAUGGCUUACAGCGCUUUAUUCUGUGAAACCAGUGCUAAAGAUGGCUCUAAUAUUGUGGAGGCAGUACUUCAUCUGGCUCGAGAAGUGCGAAAAAGAACUGACAACAAAGAGGAUGACAAGACAGUAACUAACCUGACAGGAACAACCCUUAAAAAGUCUAUGUUCACCAAAAACUGCUGCAGUAUAUAAAAAACUAAUCAAUUCUUGGUCUUAGAGAAAAGACAUCUGGCUAUAUUUUUAAAUGAAGGAUUUAGGCAUAAGUUGCACAGGACGACUGGUGGAGCAGAAAAUGGGGACCAGUGCUCUACAGCCACCAAGUUCAUCAAGGAUGAUCAGCAGCAUCAGAUGAUGUGUUGAACAAAACUGUGCCAAUGGGUGUGAGAUGUUUGGGCUCAAAGCAGCAACAACCACAUCUGUAUUUUGGUUUUUGAAUGGAAGCACAUCCAUCAUACCACAUGUGCCUUUUAAAGUCAACUGGCCUAGUAAGAACUUUACAGAGACAUACUUCUUACCAAGAACUAUAUAGUUGAGCUUUGCACAGAGUCCAUGGGUCAUUCUCUGAAUUGCAUCAUGAAAGACUUGUGCUUCUAGUCCUGUAAUUUCAUCAUCAGUCUGAAGUUUGUGAUUGGGUUUGUUUCAAAGGACUUUAGGGAGUUCUGGACAUUUCUAAGCAAUGCUUGUACCAAGAAUGGGAGAAACAUAAUAACACUUGAUGUCAAGGGAACUGAACCAGAAUUAAGAAGAAGAUUUGAUUGUGUCCAAAACUGAAAAAUAACCCUUUGGUUUCAUCUGGAAACUUUGGAAUUAAUUAACAAGUCUACAUUUGCAUCUCUGUGUGAAACUGUAACUCCUUAUCACUGCACUGGAAAGGUUUUGGGCUGUUGUGCUACAGACUGCAGAUAGAACGUUCCACAUUGAUGAGAAAUGCACUACUGUUUGAAAAAAAUGAGGAUGUAUAGAAGAAUGUUUCCCCAGAUAUUUUGUUAUAUAUACACAGAAAGCUAUUAGUAUUAGAAAGCAUAUGAGCAGUGCAAUCUGAAAUAUUAUAGCUCAGUGGUGGUUCUCAUGUUAGUGCAAUAAUGAAUCCAAUCCAGGUUUUAAUCCAGGCUUUAAAGGAGUUUUUAAGAUUCUGAACCUUUUUCUAAAUAGGUUCAGUGUCGUAGGGCCCAUCUACACAGGUCAAAUGAGAUGGUGUGGGGACAAAUGAACUUUUUGGGGCCCAUAUCUGCAUUAAGUGGCCUUGUCCCACAUUUUAAAAAGUGGGAGGAUGCUCUGGAGCUUCUCCAUAGCUUCAGAGUUUACCUGCACUUCGUGGCAGUGUAAACAGUUGGGCCAGCUCUGGCUUGGAGUUGGCUGUGGCUUCACAUGACCAUCCUGCUUUCUCCUGGCUUGGGCAGCCUGUAGACAGAGGAUUAUUCUUACAAUUUCUCUCAUGUCCUCAGCUAAGCGACAACUACCAGAUGCAAUAUUGCUGGUGCUUGUUGCUCAUCACAUUUUCUGAUGCUGGCCGGAGCACCAUAGCAAUCUGAGAAGAUGCCUCCUCCCCUAUCUGGAGCUUCAGUUUAGACACUGCUGGGCUGUGUAGACUCCAGCCAUUCACCAGGCCAGCUUGAUGGUGCACUGUGCAGACUCCUUUGGUGCUGAUCCAGCUAACCAACUCUAGAUCAGCUCUGAGGUGUGUGGCCCAUGUAGAUGGGCCCUUAGACAGCUCCUUCAAAUGUUGUUAAAUCAUGGAUUGGAUUAACCACCCCACAAAUAUGGGAGCAAUCACCCAUCAGUGGUAUAGCUGAGAUGCUGGCUUGUCUUAAAUUAGAACUUAAAUGGCCUCAUGCUACUUCCUGGAAGACUCACUAUUUCCUUCCUGCCACUAGUUUUAUAAAUCAGGGUAAAAGGGAGGAAGAAAAAUAUCCCAUUUUGGACUGUAGCUGUAUAAAACAGGCUUCUGAGUGGUCUAGUCUCAGAAUGCUUCCUGUCACUUUGAAAACUCAAGCCUUUCCUUUUGUCUGAGUUCUAAAUGUGUCCUUGUUAUUUUGAAUCACAAAAGUAUCUGUUUAAAAUUUCCUUCAGAGUAUGAUUUGUGCGGCGUGUACGUUUACUUUACUGAAUAGAAAAUGUCAUUAUUCCAACAGAAUUAUCUUUAUCAUGAAAAGAGAAAGUCUAUGUUGUUAGGUUCCUAGGAAGUUGAGCUUGACUCAUAGAUGCGUUGGCCAGAGAAAAAUUUGGACUCCUUUACAUGUUUUAAAUUUUUUAUUGCAAUUCUAGAUUUGUAUCGUUUUCUUGUGAUUAACUUAUAAAAACUAGUCUGUUUUUAUAGAUGUAAAAGGUUUAUUUUGCUUUUCUGUGCUCAGGAUUAGCAUUGUUCUGAAAUUGGAGCUGAGAGGCCCCAAUUACAGUUCAUAACUGUAGCUGAUUGACUAGAAGAUAAGUCCAUAUUUGCAGGUUUCAAAGAGGACUCUUUUAUUGUAGGAAUGUUAAGACUCAGAAGAUAAACACAUGAAAUGUUCAGUGACUCAAAUUACAUUAAAAAAUCAUUUGGUUAGAUCAUCUUGGGCAUUUAAAAAUGGACUGAGAGCUCUAUACUCUUACUACCAAAUUUGUGCUGUCCUCGCACAUGAUUAUUGUAAAUCAGAAUAUAUUACCAGAUAAGCAGCCUAACCCUAAAACGUAUAUGGGUUUGGGAUGAUGAUUUAACAUUAUUUGCACUUUAAUGUUGUCUGAGUGAACCAUAUGGUUUUCAACCACCUCUUUCUUUCUGGAUGGUCAUUUAUGUCUGAAUUUGGAACCCUAGUUAGUUUAAAUUAUAAUUAGCAAAUAUGCCAGAACUAUCAGUUACCAUUUCAUUUUGGGUUUCUUAAACUAACAAAAAUAUAAAGCAACCAGAAUUCCUUUGGAUUCAUCUACAACAAAGAAAGCUCGUUAUUUUUAAAGUUGACGAUUAGCAUUUCUGCACAGGAAUAGAGAGGGGGAAAUGUACAGGCUCAAAGUGGAGGCACGUAAUGCUAAACUUUGAUGUUUUGUCUAAAAUGGCCUGUUUUGUGGGAAUAUGUAACUGGGGAUCUCAAAUUACAUUGGAGACCUUAACAGUGAAUUUUUUUCAAGGCAUUAGUGAGAAAGGAUGCAAGUUAGUAUGAACUAAAAUCAUCCCAAUACAAAUAUAACUUCGUGCAUGAGCUGUCCAUAAGUGAUUUUUAGAUUGUUCUCUAUUUUUUUUUAAAAAAAAUACAUGCAUCCACGAAUAAUCAUUCAGAUAUGUAGGUUACAGCUUCCAGUUUCAUUGUUUUGUUAUUUUGUGAGCUUUUAAAAAUAAAUCUUUAUUGUCUUUUAUCCUUAAACAAGAAGGUUAUUAAAAGUAUAAGACUUUUUAGAAUAAACAAUAUUGGCCUAGGAGAAGAAUAUGAACAAUAACUGCUGCGAGAAGAAAUACAGGAAGGAAAAGAGAGAGGGGGAAAAAAUGUGCUCUUAACAUACCAGUUGCUGAGAUCCGGAGUUCAUUUUUCCAGAUCUUGAAUAUAAUUUUUAAAAGGUUGUUGUCUUUAAAAAAAAUCAGAUUUUAUCACCAAAGGGAGUACUUUUUUUGAAUGGGAUAUAUCAGGCAUCCUCAAUCUGUAGCCCUCCAGCUGUUUGGGCCUCCAACCUCCAGAAACCUUAGCCAGCUUGUUUAAUGGUCAGGAAUUCUGGGAGUUGGAGGCCCAAACAGCUGGAGGGCCACAGGUUGCUGAUGCCUGCGAUACAUAGAGCUUGCAAAAGUUCCUUUAUUGAACAACAAGUUCCUGAUCAGCCUGGCCGAUUAGGCAGGUAUGUUGAAAGAUACUGGAAGCAGUAACCCCAAAAUGCAUUGUUUCCCAAAUAUGUGUAUGCAUCUAGGUUAGUGGUUCUCAACCUGUGGGUCCCCAGAUGUUAUGCCCUUCAAUUCCCAGAAAUCCUAACAUCUGUUAAACUGGCUGGGAUUUCUGGGAGUUAUAGGCCAAAACACCUGGGGACCCACAGGUUGAGAACCACUGAUCUAGGUCUUGGUAUAGUAUAAUUAUAUCAUAGAAACUGCAUUGCAGCAUGGCUCAUGUCAAUCUGGAAUUCUUGUAUUUUAGAGAGGUUCAUUGUAAAAAAAAAAAAAAAACCCAAAAAACCCCACACCAAUAUAUAGGAAAAUGGUAGCAGAGAUGUGUCAACCCACCAAGAAUGUCCAGUUUAAACCAGCAUAAUUGCACUUUUGAUCCCUUUAGAUUCUUUUCAAGUCACUAGCCAUGUUUUGAGAACAUGAGAGCUUCUAGGAAUAUAUGGAGCUUCCCAGCCAUCAAGAACUCCUUGUCCUUUUUAUGGAACGGGAACCCUACGCGUUCUCUGAGGUCUAGUGCUAUCUACAUAUACACUCACAUUGGUAGACUUCUCCAUUUUCAGAAAUUAUAUAUAGGGAUACAGCAUAUGUGUUUAAUCCCAAAUGUAUUUAUGACAGCAUGCGUGAUCAAUGGCUUUCAGUCAGAUUUAUGAAAAUAAUUCCCAGCAGGUUUCUAGAGUACGUAAUUUGUAGAUCUAGCUGCAAAAGUAGUAUUUCUUAUUUAUUGACUUUCCAUGUUGCCUUAUACAUAUAUAUUUAUUAUAAAAGAGAAAAUCUUUGUAUAUAUUUGUUUCUGGUGAAUUCUGUACAUAAGAUUUAUUUUUAUGCAUUACGCAGUAGCGAGUACUGUUGUUUCUUCUUUACUGCUUUGACUUGUUUUAAAGCUUGCUAUAUAUCAUGUUUUUAAGGCAGUAGUUGUUGUAGUUAGUCUCUGAAAAGUUAGAUCUACCAAGUGCUUUUGUUAUUUAACAGAUGCAGAGAGAUUGUGUGCCAAAAUGUGUGAUGCUAAAAUGUCUUAGAAUAAAAAUGAUAUAUAACACGUGAA